Vigna umbellata (rice bean) is the source of this 4166-nucleotide messenger RNA. RefSeq names its product pumilio homolog 2-like. Gene Ontology annotation, biological process: post-transcriptional regulation of gene expression. Lineage: Eukaryota; Viridiplantae; Streptophyta; Magnoliopsida; Fabales; Fabaceae. The record is from RefSeq and is a predicted model, not a curated record. Gene Ontology annotation, cellular component: cytoplasm. Gene Ontology annotation, molecular function: mRNA binding.
UGCUUUGCUCCUAUCAUCAACUGUAUUUAAUCCUCCUCUAAAUGGAACAAAACCCUAAGGGUUCUUGUAAGAACCAAUAGCCGCCGGAUUGAUUUCUCUCGCUGUUUCCUCUCUUGAUCUCACUGGACCAUUUCCCACUACUUCUUAUCUAUUCUCUCCUGUUCUUUCACACCUUUCUUUUAUCUUUUCUGUAUAUACUAUCCACUGGGGAAACAUGUUCCUUUAGGAAUUUCUUGUCUAUAAUUAUGGAAACUAGUUACGGAGAACAUAGAGUGAAUUUUGCAGUCUGUUUUUGUGUUUGAUUAUUGGGUUUCAGCUUUCGGUGCAGUUUUAACAGAAAGCUUGAUUUUUUUUCUUUUUCCCAUUUCUUCCCAGUAACUGACAGUUAUAAUUGUGUGAAGUUGUUAAUAUGGAGCGUGGCGGCUUACGGUAUGCGGUGGAGAACGUGUGAGUUUUUGGGUUUUCUUAAGUUAGGGUUUGAUUUCUGGUGGUGGGUUGUGUUAUAGUUUAGCUGUGCGAUGAGGUUGGUGAUCAUGUUGGGACUUUGAAAAAUGUUGUCUGAAUUGGAAAGAAGACCGAUGCUGGGUAGUAACGAGGGUUCGUUUGGAGAUGACCUGGAGAAGGAGAUAGGGAUGUUGCUUCGUGAGCAACGCCGACAAGAGGCUGAUGAUCGUGAGAGAGAGCUUAAUAUAUUUAGGAGUGGAUCAGCGCCUCCAACCGUGGAGGGUUCUUUAAGUGCUGUGGGAGGGUUGUUUGGUGGUGCUGGUGUUGCCGGUGCUGCUGGUGGUGCUGGUGCCUUUUCGGAGUUUCAUGGGGCCAAGGAUGUGAAUGGGAUUGUUUCCGAGGAAGAACUAAGGUCUGAUCCAGCUUAUCUUACAUACUAUUACUCCAAUGUGAAUUUGAAUCCUAGGCUGCCACCUCCUUUGCUGUCAAAGGAGGAUUGGAGGUUUCAACAAAGACUUAAAGGUGGUUCGUCAGUUGUGGGUGGAAUCGGAGAUAGGAGGAAAGUGAACAGGGCUGACGAUACUGGUGGUAGAUCCUUCUUUUCUACACCCCCGGGUUUUAACAUGAGGAAACAAGAGAGUGAAGUGGAUAAUGAAAAAACAAGAGGUACUGCAGAGUGGGGUGGUGAUGGACUCAUUGGUUUGCCUGGAAUAGGGCUGAGCAAACAAAAGAGUUUUGCAGAAAUUUUCCAGGAUGAUUUGGUACGUAAUACCUCUGUUACGGGCCCUCCUUCUCGUCCAGCCAGUCGUAAUGCAUUUGAUGACAAUGAUAUCAUUAGUUCUGCUGAAGCGGAGUUGCCUCACGUACGCCGGGAGUCUACGACCACAGAUGCACCAAGGCCAGGAACGAAUGUUCAAGGAUCAUCUGCUUCCCAAAAUACUGGUCUGCCAGCUUCAUAUUCUUAUGCUGCUGCAGUGGGGUCUUCCUUAUCGCGAAGCACUACUCCUGAUCCACAGCACGUUGCUAGGGCUCCCAGUCCCUGCAUCACACCUAUUGGUGGUGGCAGAGCCAAUGCUUCUGACAAGAGAGGUGUUUCCAGUCCAGAUGGAUUUGAUGGUGUUUCAUCUGGAAUCAAUGGGUCAUCAGAUCUUAUGGCAGCAUUGUCAGCGAUGAAUUUGUCAGCAGAUGACAUGUUAGAUGGUGAUAAUCAUUUGCCAUCACAGGUUGAAUCAGAUGUUGAUAAUCACCGGAGAUAUCUUUUUGGUAGGCAAGGAGGUCAAGAUCAUGGGAAGCAACAUGCUUAUUUAAAGAAAUCUGAAUCAGCUCACUUUCAAAAUUCAAGUAAGAGCAGGAGCGUAUCUGAUCCUAAUCCUAACAAUGCAUCCUUGGACAGGCAGGUUGAGCUACAAAAGUCUAAUGUUCCUUCCAAUAACUCAUAUUUCAAAGGAUCACCUACCUCCCAUUUUAGUAGAGGAGGUAGUUUGCCUCCUCAGUACCAGCCUUUAGAUGGUACAAAUUCGUCAUUUAGUAACUACGGUAUGAGUGGAUAUGCUGGAAAUCCAGCAUUGGCAUCCUUGAUGACUAAUCAACUGGGCACUGGUAAUCUGCCUCCAUUGUUUGAAACGGUUGCUGCAGCAUCGGCAAUGGCAGUCCCCGGAAUGGACACGAGAAUUCUUGGAAGUGGUUUGGCUUCUGGAGCUACUGCUCCAUCUGAUGUGCACAAUCUUGGUAGGAUGGGAAAUCAAAUUCCAGGCACUGCUCUCCAGGCCCCUUUUGUUGAUCCCAUGUAUUAUCAGUACCUGAGAACAUCUGAGUAUGCAGCACAACUUGGUGCUCUUAGUGACCCCUCUGUCGACAGGACCUACUUAGGUAAUUCAUACAUGAACUUACUUGAGCUUCAGAAAGCUUAUCUUGGGUCUAUUCUCUCACCUCAGAAAUCUCAAUACAAUGUACCACUGGGUGGUAAAUCAGGAAGCUCCACUCCUCAUGGUUAUUAUGGAAAUCCUGCAUAUGGUGUUGGGUUGUCUUAUCCAGGAAGUCCAAUGGCAAACUCUGUUGUGUCGACUUCUCCAGUAGGACCUGGAAGUCCUGUUAGGCACAAUGAACUGAAUAUGCGUUUUGCUUCUGGAAUGAGGAAUUUAGCUGGGGUAAUGGGACCUUGGCAUGUAGAUACUGGGAACAUUGAUGAAAGUUUUGCUUCUUCUCUGUUGGAGGAGUUUAAAAGCAACAAAACAAAGUGUUUUGAGCUUUCUGAAAUUGCUGGUCACGUUGUGGAAUUCAGUGCUGAUCAAUAUGGGAGCCGAUUUAUUCAACAAAAGCUUGAAACAGCUACUACUGAAGAAAAAAACAUGGUUUAUCAGGAAAUCAUGCCACAUGCCCUUGCUUUGAUGACUGAUGUCUUUGGUAAUUAUGUGGUUCAAAAGUUUUUUGAGCAUGGACUUGCAGCCCAGAGAAGAGAAUUGGCCAACAAACUUCUUGGGCAUGUUCUGACACUGAGCCUUCAAAUGUAUGGUUGCCGAGUCAUCCAGAAGGCCAUCGAAGUUGUUGAUCUGGAUCAGAAGAUAGAGAUGGUGCAAGAGCUUGAUGGUAAUGUCAUGCGCUGUGUACGUGAUCAGAAUGGUAACCAUGUCAUUCAGAAGUGUAUUGAAUGCGUCCCUGAAGAUGCAAUCCAUUUUAUUGUCUCAACUUUUUUUGAUCAAGUCGUUACGCUCUCAACCCAUCCAUAUGGUUGCCGUGUGAUACAGAGAGUACUGGAGCACUGCAAAGAUCCUACAACACAGCAGAAAGUUAUGGAUGAAAUUUUAGGGGCAGUUAGUAUGUUAGCUCAGGACCAGUAUGGCAACUACGUUGUUCAGCAUGUUCUGGAGCAUGGGAAGCCUCAUGAGCGUUCUUCUAUAAUAAAGGAAUUAGCAGGCAAGAUUGUUCAGAUGAGUCAACAGAAGUUUGCGUCCAAUGUUGUGGAGAAAUGUUUGACCUUUGGAGGUCCUUCUGAGCGCCAAUUACUAGUACACGAGAUGCUUGGCUCCACAGAUGAAAAUGAGCCUCUUCAGGCCAUGAUGAAAGAUCAGUUUGCAAAUUACGUUGUACAAAAGGUGCUGGAAACGUGUGAUGAUCAGCAGCGCGAACUGAUUCUUUCACGAAUUAAGGUUCAUUUAAAUGCAUUGAAGAAGUACACCUAUGGGAAGCACAUCGUUGCACGUGUAGAGAAACUUGUUGCUGCUGGAGAAAGGAGAAUUGCAGCUCAGUCUCCCCAACCUGCUUAGGUGGCUUAGAAAAUUAAUAUUGUACAGCUAACUGAGGCUAGUGUGAGCUGCUGUUGCUGCUUCUUGUUCUUGUUCCUUUUUCCAAAUGAAGAGGUUAUGGUUCCUAUCUAUGAAGAUGGGUUGUAGCCAGUUGGAAAUAAAGUUGUCGGUUGUACUGCAGAACUGUACAUUUUGUAGCUUUAAGUCUAUACAAAGAAUUUAAGGUGAGACGAGGCUCAUGACCUGAGGCCCCUGCAGAGGAGAUAAAAUGAAAUUAUGACUAUACAAGCCUUUUUAUGGUGUAAAGAUUAUAAGAUGGUGAGGUAGUUUAUAAGUUGACGUGACUGUACAAAAUCAUGCCAUGUGGAGACCUGUUCUUGUGUAGACGAGGACAGCUUUUUUCCUUCUCACUCUUUUAGUCAUGUAUGGUUAUUUACUUUCUUUCCCCUUUCAAGGAGUAUAGUUUUUCUUCAAACUUUA